Molecule: messenger RNA, 684 nt
Organism: Erinaceus europaeus (western European hedgehog)
Lineage: Eukaryota; Metazoa; Chordata; Mammalia; Eulipotyphla; Erinaceidae
Gene: RTP2
Product: receptor transporter protein 2
Exons: 2
Coding region: 16-684 (222 amino acids)
Biological process (GO): protein targeting to membrane; detection of chemical stimulus involved in sensory perception of bitter taste; protein insertion into membrane
Cellular component (GO): cell surface
Molecular function (GO): olfactory receptor binding
Source: RefSeq, a predicted model, not a curated record
CCUGCCAGCAGGGUCAUGAGUACCAGCCUGACUACCUGCGAAUGGAGGAAAGUCUUCUACGAGAAGAUGGAGGUGGCCAAGCCUGCAGACAGCUGGGAGCUCAUCAUGGACCCCAACCUCAAGCCCAACGAGCUGGCCCCAGGCUGGAAGCAGUACCUGGAGCAGCAUGCCUCCGGGAGGUUCCACUGCUCCUGGUGCUGGCACACCUGGCAGUCGGCCCACGUGGUCAUCCUUUUCCACAUGUACCUGGACCGCGCCCAGAGGAUGGGCUCUGUGCGUAUGCGCGUCUUCAAGCAGCUGUGCUACGAGUGCGGCACGGCGCGGCUGGACGAGUCGAGCAUGCUGGAGGAGAACAUCGAGAGCCUGGUGGACAACCUCAUCACCAGCCUGCGCGAGCAGUGCUACGAGGAGGAUGGCGGCCAGUACCGCAUCCACGUGGCCAGCCGCCCCGACAGCAGCUCACACCGAGCAGAGUUCUGCGAGGCCUGUCUGGAGGGUAUCGUGCACUGGAAGCCCAGCCAGAAGCUGCUGGAGGAGGAGGCGGCCCAAAGCACCUCCAAGGCCAGGGCCCGGGACACCUUGGGCUACAACUUCUUCUCUCUCCGCUGGUGCCUCUUCUGGGCCUCCCUCUGCCUGCUCAUCGUCUAUCUGCAGUUCUCCUUCCGAAGCGCUACCUUCUUCUAG